AAGGCAGGUGUCCGGGUGGUGGUUCCUGAAUAGGAGAUGCCGGGAAGGGUCUCUGGGUGUCUGUGGGUUGUGUACCCCGGGGGAUGGGAAGGCCAGGGCUCAGGGCUGCGGUCUCAGACCCGGGUGAAGCAGUGUCCUUGUCCCAGGGGCUGCUGCUGUUGAUGCUGCUGAGCAUGGGCGGGACAUGGGCAUCCAAGGAGCCGCUUCGGCCACGGUGCCGCCCCAUCAAUGCCACCCUGGCUGUGGAGAAGGAGGGCUGCCCCGUGUGCGUCACCGUCAACACCACCAUCUGUGCCGGUUACUGCCCCACCAUGACGCGCGUGCUACAGUCGGUCCUGCCGCCCCUGCCUCAGGUGGUGUGCAACUACCGCGAUGUGCGCUUCGAAUACAUCCGGCUCCCUGGCUGCCCGCGAGGCGUGAACCCCGUGGUCUCCUACGCCGUGGCUCUCAGCUGUCAAUGUGCACUCUGCCGCCGCAGCACCACUGACUGCGGGGGUCCCAAGGACCACCCCUUGACCUGUGAUGACCCCCGUUUCCAGGACCCCUCUUCCUCAAAGGCCCCUCCCCCCAGCCUUCCAAGUCCAUCCCGACUCCCGGAGCCCUCAGGCACCCCGUUCCUCCCACAAUAA
Molecule: messenger RNA, 629 nt
Organism: Pongo pygmaeus (Bornean orangutan)
Lineage: Eukaryota; Metazoa; Chordata; Mammalia; Primates; Hominidae
Product: choriogonadotropin subunit beta variant 2
Exons: 2
Coding region: 84-629 (181 amino acids)
Biological process (GO): G protein-coupled receptor signaling pathway
Cellular component (GO): cytoplasm; extracellular region
Molecular function (GO): hormone activity
Source: RefSeq, a predicted model, not a curated record